Molecule: messenger RNA, 3882 nt
Organism: Hippocampus comes (tiger tail seahorse)
Lineage: Eukaryota; Metazoa; Chordata; Actinopteri; Syngnathiformes; Syngnathidae
Gene: gnb2
Product: guanine nucleotide binding protein (G protein), beta polypeptide 2
Exons: 10
Coding region: 517-1539 (340 amino acids)
Biological process (GO): signal transduction
Molecular function (GO): protein binding
Source: RefSeq, a predicted model, not a curated record
ACGACGACGAGGAGGAGGAGGAAACCACUGAGAGAGAGGAAGGAAAUGAAGAUCACGUCACGAAGAGCAAAAUCGGAGUAAAAAAAACAGAGCGAGUGCUAUUUGACGCUCCUUGGCUUGAGACGAGCGUGGACUGAACUGGAGCUUAUCUUUCACCACCAUGUCAACGUGGACUUAUUCGGCGUGAAAAAAAAGAGGGGACAGCCGCUACGCAGCAGCCGUGGAUGUGUGGGGUUUUUUUUGUGCUCUUCUUUUUUUCUUGUGUGGAAAUGUGUGAAGACCUCCCCCUCUUCCUCCUCCGUGUGCCUGCCCACUGACGCCUCUUCGUGUGCAUCUUCUCUGCAUAUUUCCUUUUUUUAGACACAUAUAUAAAACCACAUGAUUGAAAAUACUUAUUGUUAAAACCCACGGGAUUUUUUUUACUAAUUAUUUAUUCAAAGGAGUUGGCUUUUUUUCACGACAAUCAAAGAGGAGCAUCGGUGGAAUUAACAGGCGGCAUCUACACCAAAUUCCAAAAUGAGUGAGCUGGAGCAGCUUCGCCAGGAAGCCGAGCAGCUGAGGAACCAGAUCCGAGAUGCCAGGAAAGCAUGUGGAGAUUCCACCUUGACACAGAUAACUGCUGGUCUGGAUCCAGUGGGGCGGAUACAGAUGCGAACAAGACGCACCCUCCGAGGCCACCUUGCUAAGAUCUAUGCCAUGCACUGGGGGUCAGACUCAAGGCUUCUUGUUAGCGCCUCUCAAGAUGGCAAACUGAUCGUGUGGGACAGCUACACCACUAACAAGAUCCACGCCAUCCCCUUGCGCUCCUCCUGGGUCAUGACCUGUGCGUACGCCCCGUCUGGGAACUACGUGGCAUGUGGAGGCCUUGAUAACAUCUGCUCCAUCUACUGCCUGAAAACACGCGAAGGGAACGUCAGGAUCAGCCGGGAGCUACCUGGGCAUACAGGUUACCUUUCAUGUUGCCGUUUCAUCGACGACAAUCAAAUCAUCACGAGCUCAGGAGACACCACCUGUGCGUUGUGGGACAUCGAGACGAGCCAGCAGACCACGGUGUUCUCGGGCCACACGGGGGACGUCAUGAGUCUGUCCCUGGCGCCCGACCUGCGCACCUUUGUGUCGGGAGCGUGCGACGCCUCGGUCAAGCUGUGGGACAUCAGAGACAGCAUGUGUCGACAGACUUUCACGGGACACGAGUCGGAUAUCAACGCCAUCUGUUUCUUCCCCAACGGCAGCGCCUUUGCCACGGGCUCUGACGACGCCACCUGCAGACUGUUCGACCUGCGCGCGGACCAGGAACUCAGCCUCUAUUGCCAUGACAACAUCAUCUGCGGCAUCACCUCGGUGGCUUUCUCCCGCUCGGGCCGCCUGCUGCUGGCAGGCUACGACGACUUUAACUGCAACAUCUGGGACGCCAUGAAGGGAGACAGAGCAGGAGUCUUGGCCGGCCAUGACAAUCGUGUGAGCUGUCUGGGUGUGACUGAUGAUGGCAUGGCCGUGUCCACCGGGUCCUGGGACAGCUUCCUCAAGAUCUGGAACUAAAGAAAGACACACGUACACACACACACACACACUUCUUGGAACACAUGUGUUCGCACUGUAUGUAAGUGCAACAAGUGUACAUAAGACAUAGUAUGAAGACUUAGUUACACCAAUCACACGUGCUACCUUCGACUCAAGUGCAAAACUACAGCUGCAAGGUGACACAAACACACACUCUCUCUCUCUCUCACACACACACACACACACACACACACAAUAUGAAAAAAUACACACACACACAAUGUGACCAAAUACAUUUAAAUCUUGUAAGCUUUCUUGUAUUAAAACAAAAACACAAAACUAUGACCUGAAGCCUUUUAAAAUGUUCCACAUACACUCACUCCCCCAACCCCCAAGAGACACAGCUCAGAAGACGUCAGUGGACAAUUCUGUCUUUGUUUACAAUGAAGUCCAAAAUGCACUUAAGACGAAUACUACUGUAGUAUGUACGUUCUGUCUCAGUGCCACUUGUGAUGCUUUUCGGGGAGAACGUGGAAGAGAAUCAGAGUCCAUUAAAACCGAGUGGGAAAACAAAUUUGAUAGAGGUAAAAACAUCAUAAUUAUAUCUUAAUAUUAGGCCAUGUUUUAGAAGGUUUUUGUGGAUAGCUAUAUGCCCCAUACUCAGUGCAUUUUUUUUUUACACUCCAUUUCUUCAUGUUCUCCCCUUGUGCCUCAGAUACACGUUUAACGAUUAUUGCUAGAGAAUAUUGGAUAAGUGGAGAAGAAACUUGACAAUGUGACGAAAAGGUAAAAGCAUUGUAAAGAGGAGUCUGAAUCGAGCAGGAGCCAGUAUUCAAACUUUAAUCUGAUGAUCACGAUGGUAAAAUUGUACAUAAUAUUAAUAAAUAGCCUCUCCUGCCAGUGAAUGGUCCUUUUUUAAGCACUGUUGAUGCGAAUAUAUUUGUGUCACAUUCAAGAGGAACAGUUGACUUGCACAAUGGAUUAACUGUCUUAAAGGUCAUCAUCGGAUGUGAAUGUGGGACAAACUGAAGUUUUUAUAGGCACUUUUUGGAAGUCAGAUGCUUAUGGGCAAAAUGAUUAGAACUAUGGAAGAAUACAAAAACCUAAAGCGUACAGUAGCAUAACAGAAUGCCAAGUGGCUGAAAAUUAUACAAUUAAAUUCAGUAUUUACAUUCUACAGAGAGAUUGUUCAUUUGUGGCACUGUCGUGGCUCAUUCAGCAUCUUUCAUUUCUCGACUUUAAAUGAAUGAAAUUUGCCUAGCUGUAUUUUGAAUCUACACUAACCAGCUAAAUGAGAAAUAAAUGUACAUUGGAACAAUUUGAAGCAGCACGAAGCAACAUUGUGGCUUGUAGCGCCAUCGUGUGGCAAAAUGCUAAAAUGCUCUCGACUCCUCCACAAAUGAUCAAUCGGUAGACGGUGUUUCUCAAGCUUUUUACGAGACCACCGUCCCCGAUACUAAAUAAACAGAUCUCCAAGUAUCACCAUGUGCCCAUUAAAAACAAAAAUGAGGUAUUUUGCAAACAGUAUAUUGAGUAUUGUCUUGAAAUGCAAGGCCAUUCCAUUGAAAGCCAAAUCCAAUUUUAACUGUAGUGAUUCUUUCGCAUUACCACCAGAUAGAGCCCGCGGCAGAAUCACUGCCAUGCAUUAUCAUUUUAGAGCAAUUUUUCUCAACCUUGUCAGCCAAAGCACACAUUUCCAUUACGAAAAAUCAAAAUUGUUUUGUCAGCCAUGCCCGCCAUUCCUGCCUGAUCAUAUAACGACCACAAGAGGGCGCCAGUAACUGGUAUAAGCGACUGGUAUCGGCAGCACAAAAACCUGAAACUUAGACGUAAGCAAUACCUGGUAUCAGUACUUGCCCGCCCCUAAUUAUUGUUAGUAAAAGAAUGACUUUCAGUCCAAUUAUUGUAUGUGAAAUUGGUGACACGAACGCGCUGCGGCACAACGGAUGGGAAAUUUUGUUUUAGAGCGAAGCGAAAUCAUGACAAACCAAUUACGUCCCAGUAGAAAAUAGAGCACAAUAAAGAGAGACAAAUGUGAGAUGAAGAGAUUUUUAUUCUGUAUUAGACAUGAACACAAUAUUUUAAAAGUUUUAAAGAGCUUAUGAAAUACACUCUGAAGUUAAGAAACACUUGCAAACUAAAACACUGCAAUGUUUACCGCCAUUAAAAAAAAAAACAAAAUGUAGUUUGAUGUUCAAAAGUAUCGAGUUCUUGGGUUGGCUCUAUUAUUGAUUUGCUUCACGAGCUCCUGUAGAUGGCGAGCUUUCUUCCACUUUUCAAUAAAGGCAAUUAUGGGAUUCCGCAAAAGCGAAAUGGGAUCAAUUGAGCAUCACAGCUACUACAGAGAAAAAGCCAGAAUCCCUUAGUUGUUAAAAAAAAAAA